Thermothielavioides terrestris NRRL 8126 is the source of this 3410-nucleotide messenger RNA. RefSeq lists its product as uncharacterized. Gene Ontology annotation, molecular function: calcium-activated cation channel activity. The transcript is spliced from 3 exons. Gene Ontology annotation, cellular component: plasma membrane. The coding region runs from base 123 to 3308 and encodes 1061 amino acids. NCBI's taxonomy places the organism in Eukaryota, Fungi, Ascomycota, Sordariomycetes, Sordariales, Chaetomiaceae. The record is from RefSeq and is a predicted model, not a curated record.
GAACACCCGAGCUUCGGCAUCUCCGGCCGGCGGGAAUCAUAGAGCUUAGCAACGGCGAUCCGGUCUCUCGAUCGCUGCUGCCGCGACAAGCUCACGAGUUCCUGGUCGCAACCCUAUUCUUGAUGCCCUUUGUGGGCAUCAAAAGCAUCAAUCGAGAUGGCCAUGGAUAUGUUGCGACGGUUCCUCCCAAGGGACGACAUGUUGCGACGGCUCCUCCCAAGGGACGACGAUCCCACUACCGAAUUGUUGAAACUACUCGCAGACCCUUUCUCCUCCCAGCGUUGGGUUCCUCCCUCGGUAUUACCGCCGCCAUCGCCAUCGCCUUCUCCUUCCUUCGACCGUACAAUAGCGUUGUAUAUGCGCCGAAGCUCAAACAUGCCGACGAGAAACAUGCUCCGCCGCCGCUGGGGAAGGGCGUCUUUGCGUGGAUCUUUCCCCUUUGGACGACCAACGAACAGGAUAUGGUGAACUUGGUCGGCCUGGAUGCCGCUCUCUUCAUGCGCUUCACCAGGAUGUGCCGCAACAUCUUCAUUGUCCUCACGGUACUUGGCUGCAGCAUCCUGAUCCCCAUCAACUAUAUCAACUUCUCCCCGCCCGAUGACACCUGGCUCGCCAGGAUUACCCCGCGCAACGUCUGGGGCGCUCCCCUUUGGGCUACCGUGGUUUUCGCUUGGCUCUUGACCAUCAUCGUGUGCGGCUUCCUCUGGUGGAACUAUAGGAAGGUUCUGCAGCUGAGGAGGCAGUACAUGGAGAGCGAGGAGUACCAGCACGGCCUGCACGCCCGCACGUUGAUGUUGUAUGACAUUCCUAAAAACCUCCGCACCGACGAAGGUAUUGCGAGGAUUAUCGACCACGUCGCUCCGAACUCGUCCUUCUCGAGGACUGCCGUCGCCCGUGACGUCAAGAUCCUGCCCGAUCUCAUCAACCAGCACGACAAGACGGUCCGCAAACUCGAGAAGGUGUUGGCUAUUUAUUUGAAGGACCCGCACAAUCUCCCAGCGGAGAGGCCCAAGUGUUCUCCGUCCAAGAAGGAUCCUUCUUACGGGACCUACCCCAGGGGCCACAAGGUCGACGCCAUCGAAUAUCUCACCCAGCGCAUCAAGGUCCUCGAGCUGGAGAUUAAGGACUUCCGGCAGCGGGUGGAUAAGAGAGGGUCUAUGCCCUACGGCUUCGCCUCCUUCGCGGAUAUUGCUGAGGCGCAUUCCAUCGCCUACGCCUGCCGCAAGAAGAAGCCCUACGGCGCAACGGUCAAGCUCGCCCCGAGGCCCAACGAUAUCAUCUGGGAAAACAUGCCGCUCAGCCCUUCGACCCGCAGCACGAGGCGGCUGUGGAACAACCUCUGGACCGCCGUCCUCACCUUGUUGUGGAUUGCUCCCAAUGCCAUGAUCGCCAUCUUCCUCGUGAACCUGACCAACCUGGGUCACGUCUGGCACGCCUUCCAAGUGUCGUUGACGGCCCACUAUACCAUCUGGUCCAUCAUUCAGGGUAUCGCUUCCCCAGCGCUGAUGUCGCUCGUCUACCUCGUUCUGCCCAUCAUCUUCCGGCGCAUGUCCAUCAGGGCCGGCGACCAGACGAAGACCGGCCGGGAGCGCCACGUCGUUGCCAAGCUCUACGCCUUCUUUGUCGUCAACAAUCUCAUCGUCGUCUCCGUAUUUGGCGCCAUAUGGAGUUUCACGGCGAACGUCGUCCAGCAGACUGAAGGAGGCACCGAUGCUUGGAAGGCCAUCCUCGACGCCAACUUUGGGCUGACCGUCUUCCUUUCGCUCUGCUCUUUCUCGCCGUUCUGGGUCGCCUGGCUUCUGCAGCGACAGCUGGGUGCCGCGGUCGACCUGGCUCAGCUAUGGACGCUGUUAUACAGCUUUAUCAUGCGCAAGUUUUUCAGUCCGACCCCUCGCGAGCUGAUCGAGCUCACCGCACCGCCCCCAUUCGACUAUGCGAGUUACUACAACUACUUCCUCUUCUACUCAACUGUCGCCCUCUGCUACGCCGCCAUCCAGCCACUUGUCCUGCCGGCAGCCGCCCUCUACUUCUGCAUUGACGUGGCCCUGAAGAAGUACCUGCUGCUCUAUAUCUUCGUCACCAAGAACGAGAGUGGCGGCAUGUUCUGGCGCAUCCUCUUCAACCGCAUCCUCUUCGGCUCGAUCCUCUCUCAUCUCAUCGUCUUCCUAGUCGUCUGGGUCCGCGGUGACGCGUCGCAUGUGCAGGCCUAUGCCGUCGCUCCGCUCCCCUUCCUCAUGAUCGCCUUCAAGUUCUACUGCACUCGCGCCUUUGACAACAAGCUGCACUACUACGCCACCCGUUAUGACAACCGGUACCAGAGCGAGGCUGGCCUGGACGUAAAGGAGCAGAGCAUGCGGAACGAUCGGCUUGCGGCUCGCUUCGGCCACCCUGCCCUCUACAAGGCCCUCAUCACGCCGAUGGUGCACGCGAAGGCGCAGAAUAUGCUCGCCAGUGUCUACCAGGGCCGGUUGAGCGACGGACGCGAUGCUGGCCUGGAUGACUCGUUGACUGUCAGCGGCUACAGCGACACGUACGUGCUGGACACCAUGUCGUCUGGGAAGGCCGGGAAGACAUCGUCUUCCAUGCCCGGAUUCGAAGUCGUCCCCGAGUCCCGGCUCGAUUUCGAGUUUUACAAGAACCGAGACGAGUUUGCGGAGGACCACGGCGGCGGCGAAAUCUUCGGGCGGCCGUCCGACUUGGUGCGGCCGGGCACACCGGGCACAAUCGGCAGCGGGGCAGGCUCCGACCAUGGCUCGCGGCCCGGCACUCCCUUGGGCGGGAUGGGCUUCGGCGCCGGCAGGAGGGCCUAUCCGGGACAACCCGCCUACUCCACAUCCACCUUCGACAUGCCCUCGCGCUCCCGCAGCCCGCUGUACAGCCACGCCAACGAGAGCGGCACCAACCUCGUCGCCCACGCCGCCGGCAUGCCCGUCUCGCCCGCGGGCUUCGGGCCUACAUCCAGCCCCUAUGGCAGGGAUGCCAGCUUCGACAUCCCAACAGCGUCCGCGUCGGUUCGCGGCUACGGCGGCAUCCCGAGCGGUGGCGGCAGCACGCGGGCGCCGGGCAUGCUGGGCGGCGGGCCCCACGGGUACGGCGGCCUGCCGCAGACGGACGACAGCGACGGCAUCCACUCGCCGCCGCUGGGCGGCGCUGGGACGUCGGCGGCCGCGCAGGAUCCGGCGCAGUAUGACUACUUCAGGGGCAGCAGCCGCAGGCGGGAGGUCGCCGGGCCGCCCGGGAUGGCGACCCGCGGCGGCGGUGUUGGUGGUGGUGGUAGUAGUAGGGCGGGGAUGCGGGGUGGGAAUUAGUAGUUCCCUGCUCCGGAUGGUUUGGUAGGUCUUUGGGAAUUAGUAGUUCCCUGCUCCGAAUGGCUUGGUUGGUCUCUGGUGAUGAGAUACCAAGGGAAGUGG